This is a messenger RNA of Coregonus sp. 'balchen', 8591 nucleotides long. NCBI's taxonomy places the organism in Eukaryota, Metazoa, Chordata, Actinopteri, Salmoniformes, Salmonidae. The record is from the annotation of a GenBank genome assembly.
AUGGCGGCGUUCAGGAGAGGUGUGUUUUGUAUUGGUCUGAGGUAAGUUAUCGAGCUAUUAGCUAAUCAUGUCAACGUAAUUUUGUCAAUUCACGUACUAAAUUAUAUAUAGGCUAUGUAAGGACGGUGUAUGUCCAAUGGGUUAACGUUAGUUAGCGUUUGGAUAUGUCGAAACAAAAACUAGCUAUUCGAGCGAGCUACCUAGCUAACGUUAGCUAUAUAUAUAUCAGAUUAUUUAGCUACUGUUCUUAGCUAACUACUCUUGUCGUGGCUACUUCAUUACACUUAGGUUGUGGUAUCUUGAAAUGGCAAUUCACUUCGUGAUUUACAUUUUUUUUUCGCUGUCCUUUUAGCUAUGCCUCAAACUUAGUGAGACUCAGUGGGGCGUUGGUGCGCCGACAGGUCAUGAAAUUCCCCACGACGAUCCGGAAGAACUGGAUAUCCCUGUCUGCUAUUGGUGGCCUAUGUGCAGUGCCCUUCUCACAGGUUGUUUUACACAUUUAAAUGAUAUACAGUUAGCUAGUCAUGCAGCCUAGUAAGCCAGUUGUAGAUUCCUUCAUCAGUUUCAUGUUCCAAUUCAGUGGAAAACUAAACCAAAAAUAAAACUCUAGCUAAACUGGGGCGGCAGGUAGCUUAGUGGUUAAGAGCGUUGUGCCAGUAACCGAAAGGUCGCUGGUUCUAAUCCCCGAGCCAACUAGGUGAAAAAUCUGUCGAUGUGCCCUUGAGCAAGGCACUUAACCCUAAUUGCUCCUGUAAGUCGCUCUGGAUAAGAGCGUCUGCUAAAUGACGUAAAUGUAAAUGUAAAAUGUAAACUAACCAUCCAUCUCUAUGCCCUCUUUUCUAGAAACAAGACAACCUGUCUCAUGAGGCCUUGGUCCGCAGGGCAUCCUCAUUGGUCACAGACAGCACCAACACCUUCCUCUCUCAGACCACCCUGGCACUGGUAGACUCAUUCACACAGUACGUCAAGGUAACCACUUUUUCACAUUACCAUGUGUUAGGGGACAAAAUUAAACUUUAUAUAUAUAUACUUUGUAUAUAUAUACAAACUUUAUAUAUAUAUAUAUAUAUAUAUACUUUGUAUUCCAUGCUAUACAGAAGCUUUGCGGGAACACAGAACACUUUAUUUCAUUAGGAUAGGACUUACCAUAGCUGAGAUCAUAUUUUCAAGUUGUCAGAAAAAGUCACAAAGGUCACGUACAGGUAAAUGUUAAUCCCUAGUUAAUUAUGGCACCAAGUCUGGAUUCUUAAAUUCAACAAAUUUUGUCCAAUAUCACAAGAUAGCGUGGUCAUAUUGUUAUGACAUUUUCAGGGCUGAUGUAGAACAGGGAUGAUUCAAAUUAAAGUAUAUUUUUAUUUAUUUAAAUGUUAUAUUAUGCAAAUUAGGCACGUCAUAUACAAAUUAGGCCGUAUGGAAUACAUAUUUACAGUAAUUUAAGACCAAUAAUUUAAGGUAGGGUGGUCAUAUUAUUAACAAAUCUUAAUGCUUUAUGCAAACCUGAGAGUUUGAAACAAUUUAUGAAAUUAGAAUACAACUUUUUGUACUACUUUAUGGAAAUUAGUUUCUUAAUACACACACCACACAGCAUCCCCACCAACACAGACAAACACCAUCACACACAGCCUAACAGAUGCACACUUCUCACUAAGUCUGAACUUCAACACAAAAGGCUCAAUUAACUGUUAUUUAGCUAUGUUUUUAUUGAUUGUAGGGCUAUAGCCAUUGAAUUCUGGUAGUUUUUACUUGAAAGAAUAAACCAUCAAUCACAAAAUUAGCCACUGGCACAAUAGAGCCAAUGCCACGCAGUGCUGCCUCUUGCCCGGCUCGUUGCCUCCGCGAACGGUGUCAGGCACUCCCACACAGUUAGCAAGCUAGCACUCGUCAUGGAAAUGGGGGUGGCGAAAGGUGAAUUUGGACCAAUCCAUGACAACCUAUACAUCUCUGAAAACAUCAAUGACAGAAGUGAAGAAAACACAUUUGACCUUAUAUUUCAGUCAAAAGACAUCCAAUGACUGUGAAACACCCUCAGGACAUUCCCAUCCUUCUUGGCAAUACAAUGUCACAUCCAUCUUACUCUGACAGGUUGAGGAAUACCCUUGCAAAGAGCAAAUAUGUUCGCACCGAUUUCGCGGGUUUCACAAAACAAAUUUGAACGUCCUUAGCGCGGCACUUGCUUUACAUUUGGGCUCAUGUCGUGUAAAUAUCAUAAUGUAUAGUAUUGGGAUUUUUAGUCAUGGUAGUAAUAAUAAUAUGCCAUUUAGCAGACGCUUUUAUCCAAAGCGACUUACAGUCAUGAGUGCAUACAUUUUUUUGUGUAUGGGUGGUCCCGGGGAUCGAACCCACUACCCUGGCGUUACAAGCUCCGUGCUCUACCAGCUGAGCUACAGAGGACCACUGCCACAUUGUUUUCAAAUGAUGUUUUUGUAUUUUAAUGAUCACAUUGACAUUUCGUUUUUUUGUAGAAUUCUUGCAUAGCGUCCAUUGUUUGUUGUGUCAACUAACAUCCUAAAUAUGUCACUAAAGUGUUUCUCAUAUAGGCCAGUAUUCAGCAUACUUAACUGUAGUAGGGGAGAGUAGGGUAUGCUGAGCUAUUUACAUUCAGCAUCACUACGUCAAGGAAAGUAUAGUAUUCUUUCUAUUAAAGAUAUCUAUUAUAUAUAUCAGGAUGUUGUGUAUCCUUAGAAAGAAUCAGAAUUCAUGGUAACAUACGUUUUGAAAACAUAGCUUGUCCAGGUAAUGGGUAAGUUGAGCAUAGGGACAGGGUAAGUUGAGCCGCCUUGAGGUAAGUAGGUGAUGGUGCUGGUGGGUCAGUUUAAUUCAUGGAAUGGGGGUGUGAUAUAUUGUAUAGCUUAAAUGUAUGCCUACAUUCAGAUACAGAUCUCUCGCUGUUCAAUAUCACUUACCCUUACAUUUCUUGGCCAGUUGUCUGGGACAGGAAUGUUGAUUCGAUGUGCCAAUUCAUAGGAAAGUUCUCUGCAUUUGAGGCUACUAAGCCCAUGAAACUGGUCUGCGAGAUUCUUGAUAUGAUUAGCAAGCUCAGACUCCAUGCCAUCAGAUAAGACCUUGUGUGCCUCUGCUACUCUGUCAUAGCCUCUCUUUCACAAAGUACAUGUUAGUUUGUUUUUUAGUGAAUUUAUCUCUUCAGUGUCAUUCAGUAAAAAAAAAAAAUCUCUUGCUGCUGCUCAAAUGGACUUCUUCUCUUCACUCACUUCCUUGGCUGCUCUCUCAAGAACCUCAAGGGGGGCUAGACCCCUGCUUGUUUUACUUCUGUAUACAAUGAUGUUUGCUCUGUAACAAUGCAAAUAUUGAGUUCAUAUGUAUGACACAUUGCAAAGAUACUAUGCAUAUUAUGUAUAAAACAGACAAAAUAUAAUCAUUUGUAUGGGGUAUGGUGGCUGUUGGCUCAACUUACCCCAAGGCAAACGUUUUGACUAUAUUAGCCCACACAGCUACAAGGAUGCACUUUCAUGCUAGGUUUAGGACCUCAUAUUGUAGCUUAUAAAGACCACGAUGUAGAAAACGAUCUACUUUGGUUUAGAUACAAGCAUCAUGAAACCUAUGACACAAUACAUUAAUUUGACUUUGUGAAAAUCUGUUUGGUUUUUUGGACAUACACUACAUGACCAAAAAUAUGCGGACACCUGCUCGUCAACCAUCUCAUUCCAAAAUCAUGGGCAUUAAUAUGGAGUUGGUCCGCCCUUUGCUGCUAUAACAUCCUCCACUCUUCUGGGAAGGCUUUCCACUAGAUGUUGGAACAUUGCUGCAGUGACUUUGCUGCUUCCAUUCAGCCACCAGCAUUAGUGAGUUUGGGCACUGAUGUUGGGCGAUUAGGCCUGGCUCGCAGUCGGCAUUCCAAUUCAUCCCAAAGGUGUUCGAUUGGGUUGAGGUCAGGUCUCUGUGCAGGCCAGUCAAGUUCUUCCACACCGAUCUCGACAAACCAUUUCUGUAUGGACCUUGCUUUGUGCAUGGGGGCAUUGUCAUGCUGAAACAGGUAAGGGCCUUCCCCAAGCACAGAAUCAUCUAGAAUGUAAUUGUAUGCUGUAGCGUUAAGAUUUCCCUUCACUGGAACUAAGGGGCCUAGCCCGAACCAUGAAAACAGCCCCAGACCAUUAUUCCUCCUCCACCAAACUUUACAGUUGGCACUAUGCAUUGGGGCAGGUAGCGUUCUCCGGGCAUCCGCCAAACCCAGAUUCGUCCAUCGGACUGCCAGAUGGUGAAGUGUGACUCAUCACACCAGAGAACAUAUUUCCACUGCUCCAGAGUCCAAUGGCGGUGAGCUUUACACCACUCCCGUCGACGCUUGGCAUUGCGCACGGUGAUCUUAGGCUUGUGUGCGGCUGCUUGGCCAUGGAAACCCAUUUCAUAAAGCUCCCGACAAACUAUGAUUGUGCUGAUGUUGCUUCCAGAGGCAGUUUGGAACUCUGUAGUGAGUGUUGCAACAGAGGACAGAUUAUUUUUAUGCGCAUCAGCACUCGUGGGUCCCACUCUGCCUGUAGCUUAUGAAUCUGAACUUCUAAUAUUGUCCCAUUUCAGUAUAUGUCGGCGUUCUAAACUAGUGCUUUUGCUUCUAGAAUCACGGAACAUAAGAUGGCAGACCUCUCAGAACACGAAGAAUGUACACUUUGCGGCUGAGUUGUUGUUGCUCCUAGGCGUUUCCACUUCACAAUAACAGCACUUACAGUUGACCGGGGCAGCUCUAGCAGGGCAGACAUUUGAAGAACUGACUUGUUGGAAAGAUGGCAUCCUAUAAUGGUGCCACGUUGGAAGUCACUGAGCUCUUCGGUAAGGCCAUUCUACUGCCAAUGUUUGUCUAUGGAGAUUGCAUGGCUGUGUGCUCAAUUUUAAAUACCUGACAGCAACAGGUGUGGCUGAACUAGCCAAAUACACUAAUUUGAAGCGGUGUCCACAUACUUUUGUAUGUGUGUGUGUGUGUGUAUAUAUAUAUAUAUAUAUACUGCUCAAAAAAAUAAAGGGAACACUUAAACAACACAUCCUAGAUCUGAAUGAAUGAAAUAAUCGUAUUAAAUACUUUUUUCUUUACAUAGUUGAAUGUGCUGACAACAAAAUCACACAAAAAUUAUCAAUGGAAAUCAAAUUUAUCAAACCAUGGAGGUCUGGAUUUGGAGUCACCCUCAAAAUUAAAGUGGAAAACCACACUACAGGCUGAUCCAACUUUGUCAAAAUGAGGCUCAGUAGUGUGUGUGGCCUCCACGUGCCUGUAUGACCUCCCUACAACGCCUGGGCAUGCUCCUGAUGAGGUGGCGGAUGGUCUCCUGAGGGAUCUCCUCCCAGACCUGGACUAAAGCAUCCGCCAACUCCUGGACAGUCUGUGGUGCAACGUGGUGUUGGUGGAUGGAGCGAGACAUGAUGUCCCAGAUGGGCUCAAUUGGAUUCAGGUCUGGGGAACGGGCGGGCCAGUCCAUAGCAUCAAUGCCUUCCUCUUGCAGGAACUGCUGACACACUCCAGCCACAUGAGGUCUAGCAUUGUCUUGCAUUAGGAGGAACCCAGGGCCAACCGCACCAGCAUAUGGUCUCACAAGGGGUCUGAGGAUCUCAUCUCGGUACCUAAUGGCAGUCAGGCUACCUCUGGCGAGCACAUGGAGGGCUGUGCGGCCCCCCAAAGAAAUGCCACCCCACACCAUGACUGACCCACCGCCAAACCGGUCAUGCUGGAGGAUGUUGCAGGCAGCAGAACGUUCUCCACGGUGUCUCCAGACUGUCACGUCUGUCACAUGUGCUCAGUGUGAACCUGCUUUCAUCUGCCAAUCUUGGUGUUCUCUGGCAAAUGCCAAACGUCCUGCACGGUGUUGGGCUGUAAGCACAACCCCCACCUGUGGACGUCGGGCCCUCAUACCACCCUCAUGGAGUCUGUUUCUGAACCGUUUGAGCAGACACAUGCACAUUUGUGGCCUGCUGGAGGUCAUUUUGCAGGGCUCUGGCAGUGCUCCUCCUGCUCCUCCUUGCACAAAGGUGGAGGUAGCAGUCCUGCUGCUGGGUUGUUCCCCUCCUACGGCCUCCUCCAUGUCUCCUGAUGUACUGGCCUGUCUCCUGGUAGCGCCUCCAUGCUCUGGACACUACGCUGACAGACACAGCAAACCUUCUUGCCACAGCUCGCAUUGAUGUGCCAUCCUGGAUGAGCUGCACUACCUGAGCCACUUGUGUGGGUUGUAAACUCCGUCUCAUGCUACCACUAGAGUGAAAGCACCGCCAGCAUUCAAAAGUGACCAAAACAUCAGCCAGUAAGCAUAGGAACUGAGAAGUGGUCUGUGGUCACCACCUGCAAAACCAGUCCUUUAUUGGGGGUGUCUUGCUAAUUGCCUAUAAUUUCCACCUGUUGUCUAUUCCAUUUGCACAACAACAUGUGAAAUUGAUUGUCAAUCAGUGUUGCUUCCUAAGUGGACAGUUUGAUUUCACAGAAGUGUGAUUGACUUGGAGUUGCAUUGUGUUGUUUAAGUGUUCCCUUUAUUUUUUUGAGCAGUGUGUAUAUAUAUAUAUAUAUAUAUCUUGCUUACCACUUUGUUCCAUGUGGUUUCUUCCUUCACAGACUCAUGAAUUGAGGACCUCUUCCUAAAUAUGUGGUCACAUGAUUGAUUUUGUGUAUCGUUUCCUAGAAACAAGGGGUGGCUCAACUGACCCCACUCUCCUCUACUCAGCUUUUACGGUGGAUUCAUUCUACUGUCCAUCCAUAAACUCUGAAAUGUAUUUGUGGCAGUGUUGUGACAGGGGAGUCUGUGGCUUUAUCUUAGGUUUGACACACAAACACAGAUAACCCUACUGUAGCUACACGAGCAGUGUAUGACAUCACAGCAGCGUUCACUUUAGUACACUAAAUAAUAAAAUAAUAUGCCAUUUAGCAGACGCUUUUAUCCAAAGCGACUUACAGUCAUGUGCGCAUAAAUUUUUACGUAUGGGUGGUCCCGGGGAUCGAACCCACUACCCUGGCGUUACAAGCGCCAUGCUCUACCAAUUGAGCUACAGAGGAACACUCUACACUUGUGUACACACACAGUAUGUACUUGCAUGUGUCAGUGUUGGUUUGUUUUGUAAGUUUGUGUGUGUCUGUUAUCCAGCUAGCUAAUGUUUACAUUUUCUCUCUAGACUAUACAUACACUGAUGACCAUACACAAGCACUAUGUUGCCUCAGUCAGCAAGCUGACCCCUGCGGAGGAGGACUCUGUGUGGCAAGUGAUCGUUCGCCAGCGCCAGGAGGUAGGUGUCAACAGAGUGGUUUCAGAGGUCAAAGGUCAUGCACUACUCAGGCCUGCCUCGUUAGCUUAGACUAUUCCCUGUCAACAUUCACUCACUGUAUUUGUUCAUUUAACAUCACAUAAAUGGAAAACAAGAUACAGUUUUGUAUGUAUUUAUUUUUACCGGAUGAAUAACUCAAGUCCUGUCCUUGUCCCAUCUCUUGCUGUCUUUGUCUAGGUGAGUGAUUUGAGGGAGGACUGUAAGAGGUUUGAGUCUAACUGGAUGAUGGCCAUCAACCUCUCCAAACUGGCAGCUGAAACAGCAUACAACGCAGGUACUGUAUCCUAUGUACCUACUCCCACAUUGGAUGAUAUAGAGUAGAUUUGUUAGGAUUUUUAUGUUAACUUCAGGUUGAACCGUCUAUACUCCUACUAGUUAGCCUGGGUACCAGUCUGUUUGUGCUCUCAUUCCACUUCUUGCCACUCCUUGUCAUGCCAAACAUGACAUGAUGGCACAAACAGAUCUGGGACCCGGCUACCUACCAGUGCUUCUGGGUCUAUUGCAAGGAACAUUGGUAAUCUCUCGUUAAACCAUUAACACGUGCUAAAAUUACCUGCACAGCUGAUAUCAAUUGCAACCUUUGGCCACCGAUUUACCAACUCCCUAAAGCGGAUGUCGAGGUUAUUGUAUUCCUGAUUGCUGUCAACAUUUUUCAAGAUGUUUUUGCGCUCUUGUGGGUAUUAUCAUUGGAACAAAUCCUACUUUUUGAACAGACUAAGGGUGAUUUUAACUAUUUGACAAUCAUUCCGUACAACCUGAAAUAAAGUAUUUCCUCAUUUACCAUGGAAAAUCUACUGUGGUAAUUUACCCUACAUGUUGUAUGAAUGGAAAAAUAUUAAUUUAGAUUCCAAUUUGUGUCUUUUAAUUAUAAUUUGUCAGUAAUGUAUAGUAGUUUCUUAGUCAAUUGUGAUGAGUUAUAUCAUUUAUCAUUUUUAUCAAAUGAAAAUGUAGUCAGUUAUUUCAAAUGCACACAUAUAUUAUUUUGUAUUUUAAGAUGAAAGGUUUGAAUGAAGUAUAGGCCUACUACUAUAUUCUGAUGCUCCUGAUAGGUCAUUAUUUCAUUGGGGGCGGGAAUAGAGAACCUAGACAAUGAGUGUCCACCUUCUGUGUCAGUUUUGGACCUUGGUUGUAGACUGUGUGUGUUUUCAGGUGCCGACCAGGCGUCUGUGACAGCACAGACCAGCCUCCAGGUGGCGCAGUCUCAUGUUGAUCAGAUCAGACAGCUCUCUAUGGAGGCAGAGAAGAACCUAAAGGAGUCCAAUGCAGAGGACAGCCAAAGGAUCAAGCUACCUGCUGCCAUGGAGGAAGAAGACAUCCCUGAGGCAUAUCUGCGAGAGGACUAA